AUGUCAUUCUCGCCUUCCAGCGUCGUGGCCUCGCCGGAGGCUUAUACCAAGGCGUUGCUGCACUGCUACAAGUAUCCAGCGCAGCCAGUUAUGGGCAUGCUCGUCGGAAAGCGACUGAACGACGACGCAGGCGCGGCGGCGCAAAGCACUGGAAGCCCCAACAGCACUCACCCCAGCUUGGGCGCCGCCAGCGGAGCGUCUUCUAGCGUGUGCUACGUCUCCGACGCUGUUCCACUUUUCCACACGCUGCCCAUGACGGCGCCACAUCCAAUGCUGGAGGUCGCCUACGCGCAUGUGCAGUACGCCUCCAAGACGACAGGGCAGUCGCUGCUCGGCGUGUACAUCGCGAACGAGCGCCUCAUGGAUAGCUGCAUCUCGCCGGUCACCAAGACGAUGCUGGAGGCACUGCAGGCCCGCAUGCCGUCGAACACGAAGCUACUCGUCUGGUUUGUGUGUAACGAGUACCUCACCUCACCGCCCAUGGGGUUGGCGAUCACGUGCCUGACGGUGGAUCGGUGCUCGUGCAACAAGGCCAUCUCGCUGCCGUCGCAAUCCUCUGUGGAUGAGCUGAUGACGUUUGGCCGCUGGAACUCCGACACACUCGCGCCGGAGGCGACGAUAUCGGAGGAGGGCGUCAUGGAGAGCGUGUCGAAUGCGCUGGACGCUUUCGCGCACUACCGCAUCACCGACCUGGAGGAUCACCUUGAGGAUCCCUCCAUCACCUACCUGGAGCAGCCCCUGAUGGCACUCAUGACGCGCAAGUAA
Molecule: messenger RNA, 765 nt
Organism: Leishmania braziliensis MHOM/BR/75/M2904
Lineage: Eukaryota; Euglenozoa; Kinetoplastea; Trypanosomatida; Trypanosomatidae
Exons: 1
Coding region: 1-765 (254 amino acids)
Cellular component (GO): EMC complex
Source: RefSeq, a predicted model, not a curated record